AUGGCAUAUCUUGCGAAAAACACUCUGUUUCUCUGGCUGAAGGGAUUCUACCCUCGUCGAAUUGUGUACUACCUGCUCCUCAAAGGCUUGGCCACUCCUGAUGGCAUCAUGAAAGGCCAGAGCACCUCAAUAUCAUUGAAGAUCAACAUCAUCAACUACAACUCGAAGACCAACCGUCUCGAACCUGCCGAUGUCGACGACCCAAAGCCAGCUGGCAAAAGCACCCCGUGCCUGCGAAUCUUCGACGCAGACAAGGGGACCACCCAAUGGAUACACGAGAGUACCGCAAUCCCGGAAUACCUGGAAGACGCCUAUCCCAAUUUACUUCCUCUUCAGAGCCGCGAUAUCGUGGACCGAGCCAUAUUAGGCGACAUCAUGGCUGGCAUCAACGCUACGCAAGACGAUUUCAGCUACUAUUUGCUCCACGCGUCGCCUGUCGCGUGCAAGUAUAUGGGGCUUGAUGCAGCAGAUAGAAGCCUCAAAGCAGCACUCAACGCCAAGGCUCAGAUGCACAAAUGCCUGCUAAAGGUGCAGGCAUGGGCUUCGGAAUCAUUGGAGAAGACCGGGUGGCUGACACCUGGCAUCGACAGACCGGGUCUCGCAGAUAUUUGUCUUGCAGGAUGGCUCCGAUACAUUUGGCUAUCGUAUGAGUAUGAUGUUAUCGAGGCAGAAGGCAAGGAUGCACUGAGUGACUGGUGGGUGCGCUUUCGAAAGCUCCGAUGGUGGGCAGAGGUGGAGGAGACUGGAGAGAGUCAUCCGGAAAGUCUUCGAUUCGGGAAGGAAAGUCGAGAGGUCUAA
This is a messenger RNA of Colletotrichum chrysophilum, 798 nucleotides long. RefSeq lists its product as uncharacterized. The coding region runs from base 1 to 798 and encodes 265 amino acids. The record is from RefSeq and is a predicted model, not a curated record. Lineage: Eukaryota; Fungi; Ascomycota; Sordariomycetes; Glomerellales; Glomerellaceae. The transcript has a single exon.